Messenger RNA from Solea senegalensis (Senegalese sole), 2483 nucleotides. RefSeq names its product casein kinase 1, alpha 1 (gene csnk1a1). Gene Ontology annotation, biological process: negative regulation of canonical Wnt signaling pathway; signal transduction; peptidyl-serine phosphorylation. NCBI's taxonomy places the organism in Eukaryota, Metazoa, Chordata, Actinopteri, Pleuronectiformes, Soleidae. Gene Ontology annotation, molecular function: protein serine/threonine kinase activity; ATP binding. The record is from RefSeq and is a predicted model, not a curated record. Gene Ontology annotation, cellular component: cytoplasm; nucleus. The transcript is spliced from 11 exons. The coding region runs from base 609 to 1706 and encodes 365 amino acids.
ACCAGCUGAGCGAAAGGGUAGAGGAGACAAGAUGGCGGAGUGAGUGGGCUGCGCUUUGUACAGACGGUGGCGGCCCUCGAAGUUUGUCAAAAACUACCAAAAGGAACUGAAAAGAUAGAAAGGCAACGAGACCAGUGGAGGUGUGAUUAAAAAGCCAACUUGCCUCCAGUACAGAGGAGGACCGGAUAUUUCUUCCGCGGCGGUCUUGUCGACAGCGUUAGCUUGAUGCUAACACCACCCAGCGUUAGAUUCGAAUAGGCUGCUACUUCUGGGGUAGCUGGCUGGCCGUUGUAGGCCGUAGCUUUCGUCGGAUUCAGUUUUGAUGUUUAUACAGUGACACUACAACGGGAUCCGGCGUUGCUCGGAGGGUGAUUUAUUUUAACGCAGAUCCUUAGACGGUAGCCUAUGAGUAAAGGGAACAAUACCUGGGGAAAUAUAUUUGUCCAACUUGUUUGGUCCGAUUGUUGUCGAUAAGAGCCUUGCGAACAGCGGUCCAUCGACGUCAAGUGGACAUUUAGGACCCCGUAUGCUGUGUUGACAAUCGGGACAGACGACCACACAGAAUUUCCUACAGUGAAUCGGGUGGACAUCGUCAUUUGGUGGAUAUUAUGGCGAGCAGCAGUGGCUCCAAAGCCGAGUUCAUAGUCGGUGGGAAAUACAAGCUUGUUAGAAAAAUCGGAUCGGGAUCCUUUGGCGACAUAUAUCUAGCCAUCAACAUCACAAAUGGAGAGGAGGUAGCUGUAAAACUGGAGUCGCAGAAAGCCAGACAUCCUCAGUUGUUAUACGAAAGCAAGCUGUACAAAAUCCUACAAGGUGGUGUCGGGAUCCCACACAUCAGAUGGUAUGGCCAAGAGAAGGACUACAACGUCCUAGUCAUGGACCUGCUUGGACCCAGUUUGGAGGAUCUCUUCAACUUCUGUUCUCGUCGCUUUACCAUGAAGACAGUCCUCAUGCUGGCAGAUCAGAUGAUCAGCAGAAUUGAAUAUGUACACACAAAGAACUUCAUCCACAGAGACAUCAAACCAGACAACUUUCUCAUGGGCAUUGGCCGUCAUUGUAAUAAGUGUUUAGACUCGUCAGUGGGGAAGAGGAAAAGAAGCUUGGCUGUUAGCUCUUCUCAGGACCCAUCUUUCUCAGGAUUAAACCAGUUGUUCCUUAUCGACUUUGGGUUGGCAAAGAAAUACCGAGACAACCGAACACGACAGCACAUCCCUUACAGAGAAGACAAAAACCUGACUGGCACUGCACGUUAUGCCUCCAUCAAUGCUCAUCUGGGCAUUGAACAGAGUCGCCGUGAUGACAUGGAAUCACUAGGCUAUGUGCUGAUGUACUUCAACAGAACCAGUCUGCCAUGGCAGGGAUUAAAGGCUGCCACAAAGAAGCAGAAAUAUGAGAAGAUCUCAGAGAAGAAGAUGUCCACACCUGUUGAGGUCCUCUGUAAGGGAUUCCCAGCAGAAUUUGCCAUGUACCUGAACUACUGCCGUGGCUUGCGUUUUGAGGAGGCUCCCGACUACAUGUACCUGCGCCAACUGUUCCGCAUCCUUUUCAGGACUCUGAACCAUCAGUAUGACUACACAUUUGACUGGACCAUGCUGAAACAGAAAGCUGCCCAACAGGGGGCCUCCUCCGGGGGCCAGGGCCAGCAGGCACAAACCCCCACAGGCAAGCAAACUGACAAACCCAAGCCUAACAUGAAAGGUUUCUGAGUGCUCUCUGCCCAGAGCGGAGCUGCGGAGGCGUUGGUGACCAGGACCAACAAACUCUUCCUGGACAAGCGACAAACAGAAAGUCUGUGUCUCUCCUUCCAUAAUAACUAUCUAUGUAAUGGAAAUGUAUAGAUUUACACACGCCUUUGUCUGCUGUGUUAUCUAUAUAUUCAUAUGUGUAUAUAAAAAUAAAACUCUCCACUCCGAAAGAAAAAGCAGGUUUUAUGGAUGUGGAGGUUGUAGCGCCCCCACCCACCCUCCCCCCAACCCCAGACCUCACACACCCCUCCCCGUCCGUCCCAGCCCUCUGUCUGUUCGUCUGUCCUCCUCUCAGUGUUGACUUUUUUGUAAGGUUUCGUUGGAAAUGCGAGUUAAGACGUUAGUCACCUGACCCUGUUUUUCUCUGCCCGUGGAAACAAUUCAGCAUCUCUCCCCCGUCACUCCUUAAUUAUUUCACUCCCUCCUUUUACCAAGCAAAUGUUUAAACAUGUAAACCUGAAAAACUCUUCUCCCCUUUUCUUUCUGAAAUAAUUGAAUGAUGCAAACCUGGAUGUUAUUUACUAAAAAAAAAGUUUUUUUUUUUCCCUUGUUUUCUUUUUUUGUUUUCCAAUGGUGAUUAGGAGUUUGCCUGUUGACAAUAUAAGCAGCUGAUGGCAUCAGUCAGUGGUAGAAUGAUACUCUGGCGCUCUCCCUCUUUCUUUAGAGCUCUGAAUGAUUAUUAAAUCUGUUGUACAACCUAUGGUCUUCUCCAAAAAUACCAAUAAAAACAUAACAUAA